AUAUAACUUAAAAUAUCUUCAAGAAGUUUUUGUCAAAAAUGACAAACUCAAAAUAGUUUUGAUUAAAAAAAAAAAAAAUAAAAUAAAAUAAAAUAAAACAAAUCCCAAAAUGAGUACUUUUCCCAAAGAAUUCAUAACGUCUUCGUUCGGAAGUGGGCCUGGAAAUAUACACGAAAAAAGACAUUCCAAAAGCAACUCCGAUUCCCUACAAACCCCAUCCAUACAAAAUCUGAAAUUUCCAAUCUCUGUUGAAGAAGUCCCAAAACGGCUUCCCUACCACAUCAAAUGCCGUAAGAAUUUAAUCCAAAAGCAGGACUCCAAGACCACCAGCAGCAGUACUCCGAGAAGGGGUUAUGACUUCAGCAGUUCCACGAAUUCCAAUUACAGAAAUGCUCUCUUUUCGGUGCCAAAGAAAUUCCGAGCUAAGUGUCCCUCAACCUCGGGAAAAGAUGACAGUUACAUUUCGCCAAAGUCUACCGUCCCUAUUCCAACACCACAAAACCUGGGGGAUUUGGAUACCUCCCAAAAACUCUUGGACUCACAACAUGAAAUCUCCAACAAACCGGAAAAUCUCAAAGGACCCGAAUGGCGCAAACCCUGCAGUGCCAGUUUUGUGCCCGGUGUACCCAGGAAAUAUCUCGGCAAUUGUCCACCAAAUAUCGAACAAAUUGCCAAAAUGUCCAAGACGAGACAGAAAUUUUUUCUCACUCAGGAUCCGAGGAGGACGCAUUGUCUUGUGAAUCCUGAAAUAUUUGACACGAAGGCAUAUUCGCGAGAAAAAGAGUUUCGAACUUUAACAAAUAUGGUUAAAUAUGCUCAGAAUACGUGUGAAUCGAGGGGAGGUGGUGGUGGUGUGGCUGAGGUCUCUCCUGAAGACUCGUUUAUUUGUGAGGUCAUUGAUUUGGAGAAUCCUUUGAAAUUGGAUUUCCAAGGUCUGGACUAUAAGAACACCUACCAGCAGGAUGAACAGGAUUUACAAAAUCAAAGGAAUUAUCGUCGCUUGGAACGUUUUAUGGAGCGACGUCGGGUGAAGACCCAAACGAAGUUGGAUGUGGAUGAGGAAUUGCAUCAGGAGCGGUUGAGGGUCCCCAAAGGAUUCGACGUACGUGAUCGGGAUCCUUCCCGCCCUCCGACACCACCUCCCGAACCCAUAAAAUUGGGAAAAAUAUUUCGCUCGGCCGAAAAGUCAGAGAAUCGUCAAAUUAUUGACGCCGAGAAACAGAGACGUGGAGAACGCUAUCGCAAUUUGUAUCUAAAGAAAAGAGAGCGAGAGGAGCGGGAGAAAGAAGAAGCCAAACAAAAGAAGAAAGAUUGCCAGCAAAAUAUUGGAUUAGUUACGGCUGAGAGGGAUUUUCAAAAUAUUGCCAGUAAAGCUGAUGAGCUCAGUAAGAGAGCGCUGAAAAAAGAAGAGAGCAAUGGCAGAAAGACAACUUUGAAAAAAGAAGCAACAAAAGAUUUGGAAUCUCAGAGAGAGGUUUCCAAUUUGGCUAAUGAUCCAAAAUUGAGAUUAACUCCCCUAAAGGUGGGCAAGGUGGGAAGUAAAUUUCUGCUGAGAGGCCAACUUCCCGAGGGAGAGACCUCUAAACCCAAAGAGAAGGGAGAUAACAGAUGCCUUAGCCGUGACCAAUGGCUAAGGGAGUUAACUCCCAAGCGGGAGAAAAUAAAACCAGAUGUGGAAAUUGGCCUGAGAAAAUCUUUCAGUCCCGAUGAUCCCAAUUUGAUACUUUUCCAACCCCAGUUUGGCCAGAGAUAUGCAAAACCGGAUACAUCUGCCGUAAGAGAGUUUCGCCUCAAACCCUUGGGCCGCCAUUAUAAAAGAGUUUUACGCAAGCCAAUCAAGUUUCGAAAACCUCAUCUACGUUAUACGGUGAAGAAGUUCAAUUUGGUGGGUUAUCGUUAUGGAGAUCCUUCGAAGGCCUUAAAGGGUCUGCUCUCCGUAAAUCAGGGAGAGAAAUUUCAAUGGAAAUCGGUAGAUGAGUUUAUUGCGAACAAAGAGAGAGAAGAGCAGCGACAUUUGCUGGAGAAGAAAUUAAAACGUUUACAGUUACUGGGUAUACCCUGUAGACCCCCGGGUAGGCCGAUAUUGGAGAGGAGGUGUCAACAUUCCGAGACGGAAUCCGAUAGGGGAUGGAUACCAGAAAAGGCUGUGGAGGGUGAAGAGAAUGAGAGGGAAAGGGAGAGGAACUUGAGACAAAUUAUGCCCCUGGAGAGGCGUAGCAAUAUGCCAGCUCCUCAAUAUCGGGAGCCCACAUUGCGCCAGCAUCCCAAACGUCCCAGGAACUACACAGAGCAAAGGGUGCCCUCGGAAAUAUUCGAUCAAGUUGUCAAGACCACGACGGUCCCUUAUAUGUAUAAAUUACCCGGGGAUAUUGUGGAUCGGGCAAAUGCCAAUAGCUCCCGGAGAAAAACCUAUACCGAGUUCUUGGAGUCCCGACACCAUCAUGACCACUGGAAUCCCACCCAGAGUAAAUAUGUAGAUGUCCAUUAUCAGCCGGAAAUUGUAAGGCCUAAAAUAGUGGAGAUUAAGGGAAAAUCUCAGGAGCCUCGGAAUUUUGGCAGAAGUGAGGAAAAUAGGAAGUUUGUGAAAGCCCAGCCCCCUUGUCAGGAAUAUGUGGACAAGAACUUGACCAUGCCCGAAUGGGAUAUGGAGGAGUUGAGGGAGAAUUUCAGGAAAGAACAUGGUGGGGUGGGAGAAGCUGCACCUACCCAGGGAACUUUGAAAAUAGAAAACCGUUGCCAUCAAAAGGAUUUUGUGUUCCACUCCCGAGAUCCCAGGGAGUUGGAGGAUCUGCAGUAUCCGGGAAGGGAGGAAUAUUUAAAGUUUAUGCAGGAAAUCAAGCAGGCCUUGGGGGAGAGAGAUUCCCAAGAAUCUCCCCUGGAAUUCAUGCAGACCCCCUUGUUGCAGGAGUUCCAGGAAGACCUGAAAAGCAUUGAGAGCUGUCUCAGCUCUCUUAGCAGCUCUCAGUGCACAAAUCUCACAAAUGACAGCGGCAGCCAUUUACUCCUCGAGGGCCAGGAGAAAAUUCCGUUGGAUUUUAUACGCAAGUCGUUGGUACCCUUCGAGGAACUACAACGUUCCCGCUUCCAAGCCGAACCCAUAGAUGUGGAGCGGGAGGAACAGAAUCCCUUUCGCGUUUUGCCAUUUUCGGGUCAACGCAAGGCCCAGCUGGAGUUGUCGAGACCUCGAGAUAAAUUUUUCACCUUCAAUAGCCGUUUGAAAAAUGGUCUACGCCUGAGGCUGCAAGUGGCGCCCAAGGAGGAGGGUGGGAAAUCCGAAGAAACCCUAGUGGGUAAGGGAGCCAGGAAACACAAACCCAUGAUGGCCACCGACAUAGAUGAGAAUUACAUCAAUGUUGUUAAAAAUCGUCCCGCCGUCAAGAUGUUCAACUACAAAACCUCGCGAUUCCUAAUCAAGGAUGCCUUGCGUCUGAAAUUCGAAUCUAUGUUGAUCCAGGGACAAAUGGUUCGCACGAAAAUCUAUGAUCGGCUCAAUGAACACCAUUGGGUGAAUAUGCAACAGCUGAAAUUGUUGUACGAUAAAUUGUUCGAUAAAUGGGAAAAGGCGGAAUAUGAUGCCUCCAUGGCGGUGGUCUACAAGGUCAAGGCGUACUACGAUGAAACGGAUAGCUUGAAAACGGAAUUGAAAAAUCUGGAAAGGAAUCAAGGUUCCGUCACAAUGGACAUUGUUUUCACCGAGGCCCAUUGGGUCCGCUGCACCAUGUUGCAAAAUUUUCAUUAUCUCUUGGGGGAUCAUGAAUGGCGUUUGCAGCAUGAUUGGAUUCAUCGGAUAACUGGGGAGCCAGAAGACUCCGAGGGGGGUUCGGAAAAGGAACUGGAUAACCCUGAAGGGUCCUCACUCCAAAAAACUAGUAGCGAUUCCGAAAAUUCCCUGGAGGAAUCUGAAUCUGCCAUCCAACUGGAGAACUACGAACAAUCCAUCCUCAAGCGGUCCAAGGUCAAUAUACGGCCCCGCGACAAAGAUGAUGCCUGGGCCAUAAAAUCCUACUACGAAGAGGUUUAUCUGCCCAACAAACACCCCAACCUCAUUGUCUUCCCCAGUGCCGAGAGUUUUCUCCAAGGCCUGGAAAAUUUGAAAUCCAAAACUUUUGUUUUACUCUUGGAAAUGCAUUUCACCCUGGCCAUCCACACGGAGCUUCAAAAUAGAGUCGAGUCCUUUGAGGAAUGGUGCCGACAGGAUUUAAAGGAAAAACGAGAAUAUGUCGCCAGGAAAUGUUCCAAAUUGUAUUUCAUGCAAGAUCGGGCAGCCUGGCUAAGGAGUCGAGUUUUGAUGUCCCUACAGCGGCCCAUAGAGGAAUCUUUUAAUGAUGUGGGAUUUUUGAAGGACUAUGGGCUAAUCAGUGAGGCGUGGCGUCGCAUUGUGCCCUCCAAUGUAAGGGGGUCCAAUGAUCAAAUGGAAGCUGUGGAAAUGGUGGCCAUGAUGUCGGAUGUGGUGAUGGAAUUGAUAGCCAAAUUCGAAACAAUACCCAUGGAAGAGAGCUCCACCACAGAACAUGCCCUGCGUCGACGUCGCAACUAUUUACUUAAACAAUCUCAAAAUGCCUGUCACAUUGAGCGCCGUAUCGACCAGGAAAUGCAAAAAGUGAGAAAAAAUCUUGAACCACCUCCAGCCCCGCUGAAAUUUAAACGCCUCCGAAAAUUACCUCGUCUCUAUAUCAAGAAACGUCAGAAGACUGUACAACGCGAAGAGAAAAAAAUAUCCGAAAGGGCAAAAUUUUUCUUUCAAGCUUUCCACGAAGAUGAUGCUGACAUUUUGCAACCCUCCGAGGUCCGCGACAGCAUUGCCCAGGUCGAUACGAUCCAAGAACAAAUUGUUCCAUUUUAUUUUGAUCAUUUUCUCAAAUUGAAUGGCUAUACACCGAAUUAUAAUUUCAAGACCCACAUUGAAAUGCGUGAUGGUCCCGAAUUGGAGCGGCUGAAGGUACGUUCCGUCGUACCUGAGAUCCAACAGCGUCUAAUGCAAUGGGAGCAUAUUAAGCGUAAAAUCAUGGAGGAUCACAUAGCUCAGAAUCCGAAAAUGUACAUUGAUGUGGUGUGAGGGGAAAUUUCGGAAGGGGGAAAUGGGGAAGUUUCUGAAUUUUGGAAAAAUUAAUUAAUAAUUUUAUAUUUUUAUAUAUAUUUUAUAUCGGACUUAAAUAAUUGCAAUAUAUUUUCAUACAUUUUAAAAAA
Musca domestica (house fly) is the source of this 5187-nucleotide messenger RNA. RefSeq lists its product as uncharacterized. NCBI's taxonomy places the organism in Eukaryota, Metazoa, Arthropoda, Insecta, Diptera, Muscidae. The transcript has 3 exons. The record is from RefSeq and is a predicted model, not a curated record. Bases 110 to 5056 code for a protein of 1648 amino acids.